Messenger RNA from Periconia digitata, 417 nucleotides. Lineage: Eukaryota; Fungi; Ascomycota; Dothideomycetes; Pleosporales; Periconiaceae. The record is from the annotation of a GenBank genome assembly.
AUCUAAUCUGUUGCUGUUGCUGUUGCUGUUGUGCCUCUCUUGUUGAUAAAAUCUGUUUUUGUGAAAACUACCUACAUAUGUAUAUAGGUAUGUAUGUAUGUAUGUAGCAGGCAGGCACGACAGUACUUCUUCUUUCUGCGUCUUCAUGUUAUAUAGCAAAUCAAACUCUCCUUUCUCUCCUCUCUUUUCUCUCUGUCAAAACGUUUCAAGUUUAAAAAUUCUUGCCUUUUUAUUCCCUUUUUUAGGAAAGCUAUUAAUUUAAUUUGAUUAUCAUAAUAUUUCAUAUUUAUAUCUACAUAAGACUGACUCUUCCUCUUCUAUCUAUCCUCGCUUCCUUGCCUUGUUCUUCAUUCAUUCAUAUAUUCAUUUAUUCUAUUUUUUUUUCUUCUUUUUUUCAUCACAUCUUGAACCUGAACU